Molecule: messenger RNA, 1563 nt
Organism: Talaromyces atroroseus
Lineage: Eukaryota; Fungi; Ascomycota; Eurotiomycetes; Eurotiales; Trichocomaceae
Exons: 3
Coding region: 1-1563 (520 amino acids)
Molecular function (GO): heme binding; monooxygenase activity; oxidoreductase activity, acting on paired donors, with incorporation or reduction of molecular oxygen
Source: RefSeq, a predicted model, not a curated record
AUGUACUUGCCUAGGUUACUGGCUUUGUUCUUUGUUGGUAUCAUCGUCUACAGGACGAUCAAAGCCAGAAUUCGAAAGCGUCGUAUCCGACAGAAGGAAGCCCAGCUAGGAUGUCUACCGCCACCAGUAUACAAGUUGACCAAUGGGCUAGGUUUACCAAUAAAGAAGGAAUCUCUCCAGGCAACGAACGAGGAUCGUAAUCCACAAUACAUAAUGGAAACAAUGGAUAGCAUCUCGCCUGACUGCCAUACCGUUCGAGUGCCGAUUUUUGACUAUGAGAUUUUCGUCACGCGUGAUCCCGAAAAUAUGAGGGCUAUAUUCUCGACCCAGAGCAAUGACUUUGACAUUUCGUAUUUCCGCCAGAUGAGCUGGUUGCCGAUGAUUGGAAAGGGUAUUUUCACCACACGCGGGUGGGAUUGGAAGCACUCUCGAUCCCGUCUGAGACCCCAAUUCGCGAGGGAUAUUGUGUCGGAUGUUGAUCGCGAAGAAAGGCAUGUCCAGGCAUUGAUGAAGAGAUUGCCUUCCAACCCAACGACGAAGUGGACGGACAAGGUCGACCUACAGCCCCUUUUCUUCAAUUUCACUCUCGACACGGCAUCCGAGUUCUUGUAUGGACAGUCUGUCCAUUCGCAGCAGGGCACCAAAGAAGGAAUCGAAAUGGCAACUCAUUUCCACAAUGCCAAAAUGGCGGUGCAUAGACGUAUUGAAAUCGACAAGUUUUAUUGGUUGCUCAACACUAGGAAAUUCCGAAAAGCAUGCAGCAGCCUGCAUAAAUGGGUUGAUGGGAUUGUUGCCGCGAGACUUUCACAAUUAAAGAAACAGGAGAAAGUUGGCAUCAACGACGAACCGAACGCCCAACGAUUUGUGCUGCUUGAUGAGCUGGCCAAGGACACUCAAGACUUGAACGAACUCCGUGGUGAAACACUUAAUGUUCUUGUCGCCGGACGUGACACCACUGGGUCUCUCAUAGGCUGGGUAUUUUAUUUUCUGGUUCGUCACCCAGAUGUUUACGCCAAAUUACGAGACAUAGUAAUUAGAACUUUCGGAGCCCAUCCUACUCGCACCAAGAUUGACUUCAAUAUCCUGCGCAACUGCUCUUACCUUCAGCACGUCAUGAAAGAAGCUUUGCGUAUCGCAACGGUCAUUCCGAUGAAUGAAAGAGUAGCGCUACGAGACACAACCUUGCCCGUCGGAGGUGGCGAGGACCGCAAAGGCAAAGUAUUCAUUCCAGCCGGUACACAAAUCCUGAUCCCGACAUAUGCAAUGCAGCACCGAAAAGAUCUGUGGGGUCAAGAUGUUGAGGAAUUCAAACCCGAGAGAUGGGAGACCAUAAAACAGCAACCUGGAUGGGAGUUUAUUCCAUUUGGUGCUGGGGAUCGGAAAUGCUUGGGACAGCAAUUCGCCUUCACGGAGACCGGGUAUGUCAUUGUCAGGUUCUGCCAGAGAUUUGACAGAAUGGAAAAUCUGGAAGAAGGUGAUGGACGAAUUCGACUUCAUCAUGCCAUUGAAAACAGGAGUGGAACUGGCGUGCAAGUUAGAUUGCACGAAGCGAAAUAUGAGUAG